Budorcas taxicolor (takin) is the source of this 2476-nucleotide messenger RNA. RefSeq names its product MTOR associated protein, eak-7 homolog (gene MEAK7). Gene Ontology annotation, biological process: TOR signaling. The record is from RefSeq and is a predicted model, not a curated record. The coding region runs from base 95 to 1465 and encodes 456 amino acids. Lineage: Eukaryota; Metazoa; Chordata; Mammalia; Artiodactyla; Bovidae. The transcript is spliced from 8 exons.
UCCAGACGAAAAUCUGGACGGCAACCGGAAAGGCAGAUCGGUGGACUCUGGGGAGGAGGGCCAGGACCUCGAGUCCCGCCAGCCGCAGGGACAGAUGGGGAACAGCAAGAGUCACCCAGGACAGGAGCGCUCCUCGCGGUUUCUCCCCACGGAGCAGGCCGAGGUCAACAGGCUGUUCGAUGCUCUGUCGUCGGAGAAGCUUGGCUCCAGUGCCUCGCCCAGAUCCUUCUCUCUGCAGGCAUUGAAGGGCCAUGUGGGGGACGCUCUUCCCCCCAAGAUGGUCACCAGACUGUUCGAGGGCAUGCGGAGGGUGGAUGGCAGCGGGAAGGCAAAGGGGCCCAGCGAGCGCAUCUCCCAGGAACAGUUCACAGCGUCCAUGUCCCACCUGUUGAAAGGAACUGCCGAGGAGAAGAGUCUUGUGAUCCUGAACAUGAUUUCUGCCUCAGGAGGUCCCGUGAAAGCAAGAGAUGUCCACAAGUUUACAGAGGACUUGGUUGGCUCUGUGGUACACGUGCUAAACUACAGACGGCAGCUGCGAGGCUGGAGUCAGAAGCCACCCCCAGGCUCCCCAUCCAGGGUGCAGGUGCUGGCUGCCCAGCUGUGCUCCGAGAUGAGGCUUCAAGGUGGCGGGAAGCUUCUGGGCCCUCAGUGGCUGGACCGUGACUGUGACCGGGCCGUGCUUGAGGACUGGGUGUUCCGGGCCCACCACGUGGCCACGUUUCUGAGCCUGGUCAUCCACCAGGGCUUCCUCCUCCUGCGCUCGUCCCUUGAGCUGGCCACCCUGGUCCCUGAGCGCCAGGUGGACCCUCAGCGGGAGUUUGCCAGCAUCCUGGAUGUCCUGUCGGUCAUCUACAUCAACUCACACCUGCCCCAGGAGCGGCGGCUCCGCUGGCGCCUGCUCUUCGCGACUGAGCUCCACGGGAACAGCUUCGCCCAGCUCUGCGGGCACAUCGCACACGGGGGGCCCUGCCUGGUGCUGCUGGAGGACCGCGACGGGCACGUGUUCGGGGGCUUCGCCUCCUGCUCCUGGGAAGUCAAGCCUCAGUUUCAAGGGGACGACAGGUGCUUCCUGUUCUCCAUCUCCCCCAGCAUGGCCGUGUACACCUGCACGGGCUACAACGACCACUACAUGUACCUGAAUCAAGGGCAGCAGACCAUCCCCAACGGCCUGGGCAUGGGCGGACAGCACGGUUACUUUGGGCUGUGGAUCGACGUUGAUUUCGGGAAAGGACACAGCAAGGCCAAGCCCACAUGCACCACGUACGGCAGCCCUCAGCUGUCGGCCCAGGAGGACUUCCAGUUCCAGAAGAUGGAGGUGUGGGCGGUGGGAGACGCCCCGAAGGCAGAGCCGGUCAGGAAAACCAGGAGCAUUCUAGACAUCGACCCCGAGGCCCGGGCCCUGCUGGAAGCCAGUGGGCGGGGCCGCCACAGUGAAGGGCUCCGGGAGGUUCCUGAUGAGCAGUGAUGACAGCCGGCGCAGGCCACCCUGGAGCCAGAGCGCAGCCUGCCGACCCUCCUGCGUUCCACGGAGGCCUGACUUUGGUCCAGAGUGUGCGGGUCACAUCCUGGCGGUCCCGGCGGUGCCCAGUCUGCACAGAGUACAGUUUCUCUGUUGCCAUAUGUCCAUUGGCGGUGGUGUCUCCUCCGGAAUCCUGAGCAUACAGCUAGCAACCUGAUCCCUAGACUUGGCUCAUGCCCUAGGGAUGCAAUCCAAAGAGGACGCUGAGAUGUUGAGACUGGCUGGAACUGCCAUCUUUGGGGACUGGAGUUCUUGCAGUGGUGGUGGGGGUGAGGGGUUCGUUUCCACUCACUAGGGGUCACUGGGCCUCUGCUCAGGCCCCCCAGUUAAGAGCCUUGAGGCUCCAUUUCUUCUUGUCAAAGGCAGAGGUGCUCAGCUGGGAAUCCCUGUGCUUUGGGGAGUAACUUCCUUUGAUACGAAAUUUCUAUAUUUCUAAAAAAAAAUAAGCGUUAGCAGUGUACUUAUGGGGGAAAUAGGAGAUUUUGAAGGUGACAGUGACCUGGGUCUUCAGUAGGGUUGGAUGUCGGCCUUUCUCAGCUUUUUUAGGUGGGUCUGUGCUUGGAGCGCAUGGGAAGCCAGGAGGUGAGCAGAGCAGCAGCAUGGCGGUCCUGUUUCUGAUGUAAAUGUGGGCACACUCAGGGCCGAGGGUCGUGCUGAUACACGUGCGGCCUGUCGCAGGAGCUGGGGGCGAGUGACUCGACAGGACCGGCCUGGGCUCCUGGCCUCCAGCAUCGCUCCGUGCUGCCCCCCAGGGGAUGGUGUGUACCGCGGCCUUGUGGACUUGCCGUGAACAGUGACCCUGCCAUGCUAGCGGAGAUGUGGGUGGGCUGGGCCCUGUCCAGUCCAGCCCCGUCCCUCGGGGGUGGCCCAGAGAACAUCCUGACACACUGAGAAUCGAGCUCAGGGGUGUUGCAGGCUCAGCCCUAAGACACCUGCCUCUGUCUUCCCCUGCUCCAC